CAGGCUGCCCCAGCCCAGCUCUCAUCCGAUCAUCUUCAUUUCUUUAAACUACUUGAAGAAAACAGCACAAGCCAGAGGGGCUUUGGGAACUCGGUGUGGCUGUGAGAGGGCUGCUGUGGGAUGCAGCAGGGUUGGGUAGGGGCUGGCAGUGCCGUGGGGCUGAAAUUUCCUCCUCCCAGUGUCUUCCCCACGCAGCCCCAACCAGCACUGGGAUCUGCACCCGCUUUUCCUCCUUCCUUAUCAGGGUGAUGCACGGGGCUGCAGUGACCCAAUGAUCCUUUUGCCAGACUCACCCUCCCCACCUUUGUCCCUAUGUCCCUGCCCCAUGUGCUGCCACAGCUCACAUAGAGCAGGAGGGUCUGCAUUGUCCUGAUGCACCCUCAUGCUAGGGUGAAAGGAGGGUCCCUCAUGAGGCUGUGGCUUGUCCCUGCAGGCAGCCUGGCUGGGCAUCAACAUCUUCCUCUUCACUUACUACUUCCUGUUCUUCGAUCAGGAUGACCAGUAUUUCUACACCAGGGCCAUCCUCGGGGUAAGGUUCUCCCUGCAGCACCGAUGCCCCUUCCUUGUCCUGCCCUCUCCCAGCCUGCUCCAUCCCAGUUCACAGCCCAUGCUGGUCCCUGUCAUGUCUCAGCCCAGCAUCGCCCCCUCCCAGUCCUUCUCCUCUCAUAGAAUCAAAUGGGUUGGAUAAGACCUUUAAGAUCGUUGAGACCAACCAUUCUCCAGCACUGCCAAGGCCACCACUAACCCAUGGCACUGAGAGCCUCAUCUACGUGGAUCUGAACACUUUCAGGAUUGCUGGUUCCACACACUUCCCUUGGGAAGCCUGUUCCGAUGCCUGACCACCCUCUGGGGACAAAACUGCCCUUUCCUGGCUCAGCAUCACCCUUCUUCCCAGUCCCCACCCCAGCAUCACUCCACCUCCCAUUCCCCAUCUCAGCAUUGCUCAACCCCAUCCUGCCCAAGCCCCAUGCUGAGCAGCACAGCUGCAGGCAGACAUACCCAACCUGUGGCAUGGAACAGCAGUGCUCAUCCCUCCUCCUCCUCCUCUCCUCAGUCCGCCUUGGCAUGGGCUCGAGCAUCAGCCAAGUGCCUCAACUUCAACAGCAUGCUGAUCCUGCUGCCCGUGUGCCGCAACCUCCUCUCCUUCCUCCGUGGGACCUGCUCGGUGAGGGCUCUGUGGUGGCAAGGCCACCCCAAUCCCUAUCCUCAGUCCCUAUCCCCAUCCCCAUCCUCAUCCCCAUCCCCAUCCCAACACCCCUGCCUGUCCCACAGUGCUGCCGGCGGACACUACGGAAGCAGCUGGACCACAACCUCACCUUCCACAAGCUGGUGGCGUACACCCUGGCCCUGCUCACAGCCGUGCACACCAUUGCCCACCUCUUCAACCUGGAGCGCUACAACAGCAGCCAGCAGGCCACGGAUGGCAGCCUGCACGCUGUCCUCUCCAAGAUGCACUUGCAGGGCAGCAACAAGUGGCUGAAUCCCAUCCACUCCAACCAGACGACGGUCGAGUACGUGGCCUUCACCACCAUCCCGGGGCUGACGGGAGUCAUCAUCACACUGGCGCUCAUCCUCAUGGUCACGUCCUCCACCGAGUUCAUCCGCAGGAACUACUUUGAGGUCUUCUGGUACACACAUCACCUCUUCAUUAUCUACUUUGCUGGGCUUGUCAUCCAUGGCAUCGCUGGGCUGGUGCGGGGACAGACAGAGGAGAGCAUCAAGGAGGUGCAUCCACACCACUGCGCUGAGUACCUCACACACAAGGACGAGAACUGCAACCAUGCCUGCUGCAAGAACCCCGAGUUUGGGAGCAUCCCUGCUGAGUCCUGGAAGUGGGUCCUGGGCCCCGUCAUCCUCUACAUCUUUGAGCGGAUGCUGCGGGUCUGGCGUGCGCGGCAGAAAGUGGUUGUCACCAAGGUGGUGAUGCACCCUUCCCGUGUGCUGGAGCUGCAGAUGCAGAAGAAGGGGUUCCGCAUGGAAGUGGGGCAGUACAUCUUCGUCAACUGCCCCUCCAUCUCCCUGCUGGAGUGGCAUCCCUUCACCCUCACCUCUGCACCCGAGCAGGACUUCUUCUCCAUCCACGUCCGGGAGGCCGGAGACUGGACCGAGCGCCUCAUCGACACCUUCCAGCAGCAGAAGCUGGAGAUGCCCAGAAUCAAGGUGGAUGGUCCCUUUGGCACAGCCAGUGAAGAUGUGUUCCAGUACGAGGUGGCCAUGCUGGUGGGAGCAGGCAUUGGUGUCACCCCUUUUGCCUCCAUCCUGACGUCCAUCUGGUACAAGCUCCAGCAGGGUGACCAGACCCUCAAGACCAAGAAGAUCUACUUCUACUGGCUCUGCCGGGACAGGAGAGCCUUUGCCUGGUUCAAUGAUCUGCUUGCCUCGCUGGAGCAGAAGAUGGCCGAGUCGGGCAAGGCUGACUUCCUCACCUACCGCCUCUUCCUCACUGGCUGGGAUACCAGCAUUGCCAACAAUGUGGCGCUGCGCUUCGACACUGCUGUGGACACGGUGACAGGGCUCAGGCACAAAACCAGCUUUGGACGGCCCAUGUGGAACAGUGAGUUCACAGCGGUGGCUGCAGCACAUCCCAGGUCGGUGGUUGGCGUGUUCCUGUGUGGGCCGGGGGCCUUGGCGAAGAGCCUGCAGAAGUCUUGCCACCAGCACUCCAGCCUGGACCCCAGGAAGGUCAAAUUCUACUUCAACAAGGAGAACUUCUAAGAGCAGCCAGAAUGGGAACCCCGCGGGCAGGGGACCACACAUCUCAUGUCAUCCCCUGUGCCAGGGGUAAGCAUCUCCUGAAGGGUACAUGCACUGAAGCCAGGCAAGACUCCUUCUCCAUGAGAAACUUGAAGGUCAAAGACUGCUCUGCAUGGACCCCCAUUGAUAAACCAGAGGCACGUGCUGCGAUGAUGCUGCUGGAGCAGUGGGAAGCAGCAGGAGCACCCAGCAGGCUGGGCAGAACUGUGGGACAGGGAUGGGACACGGCCAUGCUGAGCAGGCAGUGGGGAUAAGCAUGCCCCUCUGGGUUUAAACAGCUCUCUGCAUGAAAGGGUACAUUAAACUUGAUUUUCUUUGCA
Molecule: messenger RNA, 3074 nt
Organism: Melopsittacus undulatus (budgerigar)
Lineage: Eukaryota; Metazoa; Chordata; Aves; Psittaciformes; Psittaculidae
Gene: NOX1
Product: NADPH oxidase 1
Exons: 10
Coding region: 832-2715 (627 amino acids)
Biological process (GO): superoxide anion generation; defense response
Cellular component (GO): NADPH oxidase complex; plasma membrane
Molecular function (GO): superoxide-generating NAD(P)H oxidase activity
Source: RefSeq, a predicted model, not a curated record